Pyricularia grisea is the source of this 3693-nucleotide messenger RNA. RefSeq lists its product as uncharacterized. The coding region runs from base 1 to 3693 and encodes 1230 amino acids. The record is from RefSeq and is a predicted model, not a curated record. The transcript has a single exon. Lineage: Eukaryota; Fungi; Ascomycota; Sordariomycetes; Magnaporthales; Pyriculariaceae.
AUGACAAAAAAGCCCAAUUCGAAACGAAGCAAGUCUCUGGCGAGUCAACGACUACUUCGCGUCUUUUGGUUGCCUGGAGGCAGAGACAAAUCGGCAUCGGGCAACUCGGUCAAGUUCGUCGACCCGUCGCCGGAGCAGGCCAACGCCCAACUUCUAGCCCAGCGCCACCUCGCCGUCACCGAGUUCCUCGCCAGUGACCGCAGAGUAUCGAUCAAUACUCUGAGCAACGAUGGCGCGCCGGCAGGAGGCAUCAGCCGGAGCAAUACUUGCCCGAACCUCAACAACCUCUCGGCCGGCCGCAGCAAGGAGGUCCCGCUGGCUGCUAGGAGGAAAAAGGUCGCCAGGCUAAGUAAUGGGUUGCAAAUCAAGCUUCCAGCCAGGCCUUCGUCGGUCAUUGUCACUAGUGAAAACGCCAAACAGGUAACAGCAACGAGUAAACCCACAACCGCCCCUUCUACGCCAGGGCUGAACCUGCCGGCUCGUCCAGAAAAAGAGCUUCCAGAGCCUGAGAAACCAGAGGCGGAAGCGCGACCCAAAUCCCGUGGCAGCAAGUCGGUGGCCCAAGUCCCGACGUGGAAUCUCUUCCGCGCUCAGUGGUCCUUUUAUCCCAACAAGAGCUCGGCAACUGAAGAUAAGAAGGAGUCGAGGCAGUCUCGAAGUUUGAUCCUUGAGCCGACCGAGGGCGCCAGACCAUUCAGCAUGUUUGAGAGCCUGAGCUUGCCGGCGCCGGGCCUGACGCCAACCCAGGGCAGCUUCCCAAUACCUUCUACCUCGGCGCCUCGAUCCAGACACCACAGCCGUACCGGGAGCUACGGGUCGUGGAUCCACACGCCAGAUUCGACGUCUCCAAGUAGUGGCGGCAUGGUCGGCAGUUUGUCGUCGCUGACGGCGCAGACUUCACUAUCAAGCACCGGCACCCGACUCGAGGCGGUUGAGAUGAACCUAAACCGAAGAUACGAGGCUGUUCCCGACAACAAGGUCCCGGCAUGGUACAUUAAGGAUGUGGACAGUAGAAAUAGCAGCACUGGAGGUAGUCCAAAGGUGGAAGAAGGCCAGACGCAGCUGACGAUGCUAUGCGCCAACUGCAAGCGCGUGGACAUGGAUUCGCUGUUUCGGCAAGCCGUUGCGCACACUGUUCCGCCGCCAAGGGAUUUUAUAGUCAUGGGGACGCUCUUCAGCCUGAUGACGCGGAAACAUUGCGGAUUAUGCCAGCUUGCUGCCCGGGUGAUUGCCAACGACGCAAUGCAUGGACUCGGAAGGACGCAGUCGCAGUAUGAUGAUACGGAUGAAGAUGAACCACCAAUGGAUCAUGCAUCGGCUGUAGUCAGUCUGCUCGAGGAAACAUAUUAUCUAGCUCCCUGUUGUUUACGAGCACCUGGUCGCAGCCCGGAGCUAUACUUCUUUUCGAGCAAAGACAUCAAGCAAGGAACCUGGCCAAGGAGGACCAUGGCGAUCCGACCCAUGGAGACAUCUUCAGGAUCGGACGGGGGUGACGGCGGAACAAACAAUAAAAAAAACAACAACAACAACAACAACAAUGAUAAUAAUAAUACCAACCAACCAGCCGGUGUCAAGUACGGGCGCUUUUUGCGCGCACCCGGAGAGAUGGACUUUGACUGGAUCCGCGACAGGCUCCGAGACUGCGAGGACUGCGACGGGCCGAACAACGGGGUCAACUCGACCAUCCUCCCCAAGCGCGACGCGCAGACGACGGUCCGGGCGGUCGACGUGCUGCAGAUGUGCGUGGUGAACCUGAGCGACUACGACAGCUACGUGGCGCUGAGCUACGUGCCCGACGAGCAAGCAGAGAUGCCGCUGCUCCUGCACCGCGUCAACGAGGCGUCGCUGCGCCACCCAAAGGGCCUCCUCAACUGCUGGGACCAGGUUCCCCGGACCGUCCAGGACGCCGUCAAGCUGGUGCGCGAGAUUGGCGAGCGGUACCUGUGGGUCGACGCGCUGUGUGUCAUGCACGACGACGACGGCCGCGAGGUCGAAAACGUGCGCGAGACAGGCCGCAUCUUCCAGGACAGCGUGCUCACCAUCUGCGCCUGCUGCGGUGCCGACGCAUCGCAUGGUAUCCCCGGGGUGGAGCCUGGGUCGAGGCUGCACACGCGGCAGGUCGUCGAGAUGGUCGGUGGGAACAUGCUCGGCAGUGUGUUUCGCGGCGCGAGAUGCGAGGACUAUGGGGCUGAGCAGAGUCAGUGGGGUAGUCGGGCUUGGACGUUACAGGAGCAGGUUCUGUCUAGACGGAGGCUCCUGGUGACGGACGAGUGUGUGACGUGGUGCUGCAGCCAUGGUCAGAUCGUGGAGGACGAGGCAGGGCGGUCGUGUUGUGACAACAGCGCUGAUCUUACCCCCAGCAUCCACCUCCUUGAUCGGCUCGCACUGGAACCGAAGAUCGACGAUACAGACACGGCCAUCGUCAGCAAGCAGGCCAGCAACAUGGAUGCUUACGCCCGUAUAGUAUCCGAGUACACACGGCGGGAACUACACGACGUGCGAAACGCAGAGCGCGCGGUGGCAGGGCUGCUCAACCACCUCGAGCCAGCGUUCAAGGGGCAGUUUCUGUUCGGACUUCCCGACACGGAACUCGCGGCGGCGCUCAUGUGGUCUCCGAUUGGGCCCACCACGCGAAGAACCGACCCCUCCACCAACAAGCCCCUCUUCCCGAGCUGGAGCUGGCUCGGUUGGACGGGCCAGGCGUCGUAUCCGUGGCUGGUGGAGCGGACCAUGCCCAUGUCCGAGGAGCCCGGAUCGCCGCUCCUGUGGCAAAACCUGGCGGUGAACAUCGGGGACCCGCACGAUGAGUGGUUCACGGGCGACGACUACCGCCUGAACGGCCUCCCGCACGCCAACCACGUCCAGAUGACGCAGGGUCUGCCGGCGCGCUGGUGUGAGCAUGAAGACGACGGCUGGACGCACGUCGAUGGUCACGACGGUACCGUGGACGACGCGGCUCGGGGCGGGAGGUGGCUACACCCCGUGCUGGAGGCGCCAGAGAACGGCCGGGUUCACCGCCUUCUGCGCGAGGGAGACACGCAAGGCCUGCUCCGUUUCCACACUCUAUCUGCCAAGUUCGCGCUGGAGCGCAAAGUGCGCGUUCGAAAAAGGGAUACCAUCGGCCAAGGGGGAGGCGGUGCUGGUGCGGCGGCGGGGGUGGAUCAAACGGUUCACAUGGUGCGGGUACUCAACAAGCGCGGCUUUGCAUCUGGGUACAUCUACUGGCCAGCCGACAAACCGCUGCCGUCGAACCGCAACAGCUGCUACGGGCAGGCUGCGGAAAAGGUAACGCACGAGUUCGUCGUCAUCUCCAGGGCCAGUGCGAGAUCAGACCCGCGCAUCGGACAGGAGCUGCUCCACGCGACGCCGCUAGGCGAGCUUAGCAAGGUCUAUUCGAUGGACUACUACCUGGUUGGCGGGGGCAGGCAUCACCACCGUCUACGGCCGACCAUGGGCGACGGUGGAGAGGGGUCCAGAGAAGAUGGGAUGGGAGGACCAAUCAUUGACGAAAUGGCUCAAUUCGACACGCGGCUUUAUGAUCCAAGCACGCCGUGGGGUCUAUUCAAUGUCAUGAUGAUCCAGUGGAGAAAUGGAGAGGGAGGCCAAGUCGCCGAGAGGGUGGCCGUUGGGAGGAUACAUGUUGCGGCCUUUAUGGACGCCUGGCCUGUCGAUAAGAACAUUGUCCUGGGGUAA